AUGAAUACACUCAGUCAGCACGCAGCCUGUACUGCAUGCUUCUUGUCGGCUUGGUCUCCCGACAGUCCAGGUGCUUUGGUCCCUGACUUCUGGUCUCCCCACGAGCCCAUGACAGUGCAGCAGUCAAGCAACUCACCGGCCAGUAGCGCGAUGACCAGUAUUCUUGCUAGUGUCUCGACAGCGCCGUGGCGUUCUGAUGUUAUGCACGGCGUCUGUGAUAAGCGAGACACUAGAGCCCAGAGCAAGGCUAUCAAUCGUCAAAGGCAUUGCCAAAACCUACAUGGGCCAAGUUACCACGGGGGCAUCGGGACCACUGAGGGCUAUGUCAUACGAACAACCCUCGCUGCUCCAUCUAGAUUCAAGCAGCCUGUAUCCUUUUUCAGCGUCAUAUUCCAGCUUGACUGGCAUGUUACUGCCUCCUCUUCUAUUCCUGGACUCGAUAUACAAACCCUGGUCCUGACAAGUCUGCCUGAGCUAUUGACUCAAGUCUUACCAGCUCGUGGUCAGUCACACGGAAACUCUCAUCAAAACAGCCUCGUGAGUGGCUCACCUCAUUCCGGGCGCGACUUCUCCACGGUGACAGCAAUCAACGUCACAUUCACUGAAAUUCGACGUUGUCGCACAUCCAUCCAGUCAACCCUAAAGCAGUAA
Molecule: messenger RNA, 651 nt
Organism: Pseudovirgaria hyperparasitica
Lineage: Eukaryota; Fungi; Ascomycota; Dothideomycetes; Acrospermales; Acrospermaceae
Exons: 2
Coding region: 1-651 (216 amino acids)
Source: RefSeq, a predicted model, not a curated record